Messenger RNA from Kalmanozyma brasiliensis GHG001, 2100 nucleotides. Its product is annotated as L-lysine 6-monooxygenase/L-ornithine 5-monooxygenase. The transcript has a single exon. The record is from RefSeq and is a predicted model, not a curated record. The coding region runs from base 1 to 2100 and encodes 699 amino acids. NCBI's taxonomy places the organism in Eukaryota, Fungi, Basidiomycota, Ustilaginomycetes, Ustilaginales.
AUGCUGCCACCACAUCGAAGGACACCAGACCACCUCAUCAUGCCUGAGGACUGCGAGGCAGCUCCAGCCUCUGGCCAAGAAUGCAAUCCAGCUCCGCCUUCUACGAGCAAGCUCUCGCAGCCCUGCAUCGAACCCACCGCACACUAUGACCUGGUCAUCAUCGGUGCAGGUCCCGCCGCGCUCGCCGUCAUCUCGCGCAUCCUCGAAACCCGCCCAGCAGCUCUCUACACCGAAGACGAGCACCGCCAUCUGCACUUCACCCAUCGACAACGCGCACCCCUUCUCAUCCCUUCAAGGCUAUCCAAGACCUCCAAGGUCCGACCUACCAAAGUGACUCCCAGCGAGGGGUGCGCGUGCGGUGGCCGAAUCAAGAUCCUCAUCAUCGACAAGUUGGGCGAAGGCUUCCUGGGUCUGUGGCGGCGAAACUUCCGGGCGCUGCGAAUCAGCCAUCUUCGCUCACCCAUGUUCUUUCAUCCAGACGCGAGCGAUUUUGACAGCCUCAUCGCGUACGCUAACCAGCAGGGGAGGGCAGGUGAGGGGAGCCCAGAUCAAGUCGUGGACGCCAUUGAAACGGCGCUUUCUCCGGAAGCGUCGACGCGUUGUAGAAGACGGGCCCGCAGUAAGCGUUCGCCCUCACCCAACCCAGAGAGAGGAGAGGGGGAACUGCCAGAUUUGAUCGAGAUCCUCGGCGUGGUCGGCAAAGAAAAGUCCAAACACAGGCGUAAGCAACAGCAACAAGGCGCAUUGGAGGGAGCAAAGGUCCACGUCAACGAACGCGAUCGUCGCGAUUACUUUACGCCCAGCUCGACGCUGUUUGAGGAGUUCACGAGACAAUUGGAGCACAAGUAUCGGGUGCAAUCGGGGGACGGGUGCGGCGAGAGUACUUGGCCAAGCGUGUCCAAGCUCUUCGAGGACGCGGAAGAUGGCACAAGCACAGCGGCCUCCUCGGAGACUUUGGUGGAGGGAAGCGCAUCGACGGAUAGCAAUCCUUUGACGACCGUGAAAGGCGUCGUAAAGGACCUCGUCUGGUUCGAUGGAUCUGAUCGGACGGUGCAAGAUGACCUCGGCAACCACAGUCCCGGCUUCCUGCUCGAGCUGGCUGACAGUUCGGCUCAAACAGCCAAGUCCACCACAGUCAUCUCGGCCAAAGCCGUGGUCAGCGCCGUCGGCUUUGGUGGAGUGCCGACGAUCCCGUCCUACCUCACUCCACCCGUCCCUCAACCUCCCUCGUGCGGUCCCGGCUGGAUGCAUUCCAGCUGUCUCGCGUGGCAGCCCCUCCCACCUCCUUCAACGUCCGAUGCGCACCUCGUGGUGGUGGGCGGAGGCCUCACCUCGGCCCAGAUCGUCGUCCUCGCCCUCACCACCGGCUACGCACACGUCACCCUACUCACCCGCGGCCACCUGAAAAGCAAACCCUUCGACGUAGACCUCGGCUGGGUCGGUCGCUACAGCAACUAUCUCAAGAUGCAAUUCUACCAGACGGACGAUGUCGCGGAGCGGCUGCACAUGCUGCGUGCCGCACGAAAUGGCGGCAGCGUCACACCUACCUAUGCGAAGGUCCUCUCGCGAUUGCAGGCAGCUGGCAAGGUCGAGAUCCGGACGCACACCUCUAUCGCCCGCGCCGAGUUUGAGGGGAAGUGGGAGCUGGGGUUGAGGACAAGUGCGGACGGCGGGAGGGAAGACACCGUACAGGCCGACUACCUAGUCGUUGCAACUGGUGCGAAGAUCGACUUUGCAGGUCUGCCCUUCUUGCAAGGUCUGAGGAGGACCCAUCCGGUGUCGACGGUGGGCGGACUGCCAGUGCUGACGGCGGAUCUGGAGUAUAGGCGCGACGUACCGCUGUUCGUAACGGGCGCAUAUGCCGGGUUGCAGAUCGGUCCGGCGGCGGGGAAUUUGGGCGGGAUGAGAGAUUCCGCUGAUCGAAUUGCGAACAGGUUGUUGGAGCUGCUGGCGUUGCCAGAGAAGGAAGAAAGGAAGGUGAGAGAGGCUUCAGAGACGACGGCGGGGGAAGCAGCCCCAGCGAACUCGAACAAAGGACGGCCGAAAAAGGAGAAGCACUUCACGCACUUCAACUUCGAUCUGCUGUCGGUCGAGGCCUAA